AUGGCUGAACCUCCAGCAAGGCAUCUCGGAUUUGGUAAUUUCGGGAAAAGAUUUCUUAUUGAUAAUCUGCUACGUCCUGACAAUAAAUUAUCCACUGCCAGAGUAAUACCUGUUGCCAACCAAAAAAGGUGUCUCACCAGGUUGGUGUGUGGGCCAUUGGGACUGGCUCAAAAAAGCUCAUGGCUGUCCUUUAAUAGAGUUCAACAGAGUAACACCUCGCAGGAGAUUAAGAAAGAGUCACAUUCAGUGAUGACUGGUAUGCUGCAGUGUUCUUCUGCUCUUAUUCAUCCGUGCUACACCAGCUCCAGUCCACUGACCUGCUCUCCUCCUCUUCUCUUCAAACGGACCUGUACUGCAGUGUGGAGUCCAGGCUCGAGCUCUAAGCCCCAUCGAGGGAUUCUCAGAAGAGCAGUGUUCUCUGAACAGCAGAGAAAAGAACUGGAGAAAACGUUUCGUCGACAGAAAUACAUCAGCAAGACAGACCGUAACCGACUGGCCAUGGAGCUCUGUCUGAAAGAAACACAGGUAAAGAUCUGGUUCCAGAAUCGUAGAAUGAAAUGGAGAAACUCAAAGGAGAGAGAAAGCCUGAGCUCACGACCACCUAUGGAAGAACUGCUGCUGAGGAGCAUCUCGGAUGAAGGAGAUAUAGGACACACACACAAACUACCCAGAGGAAAUCAUCACACAUCUACCACUGAUAAGCACUAA
Trichomycterus rosablanca is the source of this 708-nucleotide messenger RNA. RefSeq names its product developing brain homeobox 2 (gene dbx2). The coding region runs from base 1 to 708 and encodes 235 amino acids. The transcript has 4 exons. The record is from RefSeq and is a predicted model, not a curated record. Gene Ontology annotation, molecular function: DNA binding; DNA-binding transcription factor activity, RNA polymerase II-specific. Lineage: Eukaryota; Metazoa; Chordata; Actinopteri; Siluriformes; Trichomycteridae. Gene Ontology annotation, biological process: regulation of transcription by RNA polymerase II.